CGUUCUCUAAUCAAGACAUUCAGAUCGAUACCAGUUUUUAUUUUUUAUUAUUAAUUUUUUUGCGGUAAGCAUUGUAGAAUUGAACGAAAGAACACUCAUCAACCGAACCGGUUUUACGAAAUGACGUUUCGCGGUAAAAAAUAAAAGUAUAAGCACUAAAACUCGAAUAUACUAUGUACAUACAUAUAUACAUACAUCAAUAUUUACAAACAUGCAUAUGUAUUAAAAAUGUUUGCAAAUUUCUCGGCAUGAAAAGAGCGAUUGAGUUUUUGUGUCGUAUCAAAACAAAAUCACAUUAUCUCUCAUUGCUCUGCUGAUAAUAAAACCGAGUGCCCAAGAGCAGAACGAUGAACAGUUGAAGCUGAGCCGUAAAAGGCUUUGGAUCGAUUAAAACGCUAGAACGGUGUAGCAUCAGUAAAAGCAAGAAAACACAACGCGUGUUUUUAAAAUGCAAAGUAACACCUUACUCUUACUGCUCGGCUUGAUAUUUUGUAUUAAUCACGUUUCGACGGGUAAAACAGAAUGUCCGCGUAUUAAGUUGAAACGUCAGUGGGGCGGAAAGCCGGCAAAAUCACUAACAUAUCAAGUGCGUCCCAUAAACUACGUUAUCAUACAUCAUACAGUUUCCGAUGAGUGUAGUGAGUUUUUGAAAUGUGCAGCGAUAUUGCAGAAUACACAAACAUAUCAUAUGAAUGAUUUGGAUUAUGAUGAUAUUGGUUAUAACUUCCUCAUUGGCAAUGAUGGCAUUGUUUACGAAGGCACUGGCUGGGGUGUGCGCGGCGCACAUACUUAUGGUUAUAAUAUGAAUGGCACGGGUAUUGCAUUUAUCGGCAAUUUUGCAGAAAAACUGCCAUCUCGUUCUGCUUUAACUGCGGCGAAGAAGUUGCUCGCCUGCGGUGUUAAAGAGGGCGAAUUGGAUCGAAAUUAUAUACUUUUGGCUGCUUCACAAGUUUCCAGCACACAGAGUCCAGGUUUAAUAUUAUAUAAUGAAAUACAAGAAUGGGAUCACUGGAGUUUAGUUCCUUAAAUAUGUAAAAGAAAUAUUGAAUAUAAUUGCACUUUAUAGUAAUUGUUUAAACACAUUAAGUUUAAUUUAGUUUUAUGCGAUAUUACAAAACAUUUACCAGAACUCUUCACUUCACUUUUCAUAUAUAAAAUACAGUUACUUCACAGAAA
Messenger RNA from Ceratitis capitata (Mediterranean fruit fly), 1176 nucleotides. RefSeq names its product peptidoglycan-recognition protein SA (gene PGRP-SA). The transcript has 3 exons. Gene Ontology annotation, molecular function: zinc ion binding; N-acetylmuramoyl-L-alanine amidase activity; peptidoglycan binding. NCBI's taxonomy places the organism in Eukaryota, Metazoa, Arthropoda, Insecta, Diptera, Tephritidae. The coding region runs from base 449 to 1027 and encodes 192 amino acids. The record is from RefSeq and is a predicted model, not a curated record. Gene Ontology annotation, biological process: peptidoglycan catabolic process; innate immune response.